Messenger RNA from Neoarthrinium moseri, 435 nucleotides. RefSeq lists its product as uncharacterized. The coding region runs from base 1 to 435 and encodes 144 amino acids. Lineage: Eukaryota; Fungi; Ascomycota; Sordariomycetes; Amphisphaeriales; Apiosporaceae. The transcript has a single exon. The record is from RefSeq and is a predicted model, not a curated record.
AUGACUUCAGAAGACCGUCACCAGCCCCUCACCCCAGGGCGCGAGUUCUGGAUCAACACUCCUCAUCGCAUUCCUUUCUGCAUUUUCUACGACGAGAACGACGAUAAGGGUUCUAUCGUCGCUACCAUGCAGUCAAGUGGCUGCAUUUCCACCGCCCGCUUCGAUUUACCUCUCUGCCCUAGUGUCGAUCCCCAGUACUCUGUGCGACACCGCAAAGAUUGCGUAUGCUUGAUUAAUGGUUUGCAGGGACAGUUGAACCCUCCCUCGGAGUUCGAGACGCACCGUCGAAGGUUGCUAGCUGCCGGCCGAACCGAUUUGAGCGGAAGUUAUGCGGUAUUAUUGGCGCUGUGGAUUGGCAUCGACGUCGGUGAGUGGGAUGAGGGGCUCACGAUGGGAGGAGGCCAGGAGGCGGAAGAGGAGAAGAAAGGUGAGUGA